Monopterus albus (swamp eel) is the source of this 963-nucleotide messenger RNA. Its product is annotated as endothelin-2. Gene Ontology annotation, biological process: regulation of vasoconstriction; regulation of systemic arterial blood pressure by endothelin; vein smooth muscle contraction. The transcript has 5 exons. The coding region runs from base 55 to 639 and encodes 194 amino acids. Gene Ontology annotation, molecular function: hormone activity; endothelin B receptor binding. The record is from RefSeq and is a predicted model, not a curated record. Gene Ontology annotation, cellular component: extracellular region. NCBI's taxonomy places the organism in Eukaryota, Metazoa, Chordata, Actinopteri, Synbranchiformes, Synbranchidae.
AGAAGUAUAAGAGUCACAGAGCUCAGACACCUGAGGACGAACAGCCACAGCUGUAUGGACAACAGUCUCUCUAGCACUAUUCAUCUACUAUCAACUAUGUCUGCUCAUACCAGUGUUCUUCUUCUCAUCACUCUUUGGACUUCAGUGCAGAAUGGUUUAGGUCUCCCGGUGAUUAAACAGCUGGAGGUGGAAGCCAGCGAAGAUGCCCCAGAACAAAGAGUGGAGGUGGAAGCCAGCGAAGACGCCCCAGAACAAAGAGUGAGGACCAAACGCUGUGCGUGCAGCAGCCAGCUGGACUCUGAGUGCCAUUACUUCUGCCACCUGGAUAUCAUCUGGGUCAAUACACCAAGUAAGACAACAGUAUAUGGUCUAGGUGGUGCUCUGUCCAGACGCAAGAGGUCCACUGGCCGCUGCACCUGUGCCAGCCCUGGUGAUCAAUACUGCACUAGCUUUUGCCUUCACAGCCCUGAAAUCAUAUCUGUGAAGAGACAUCGACUCAUCAUACUCAGCAUCCUAAGAGCCGUGGCCAGCAGGUCCAUGAGAACUUGGGAUGCAGCGGAGCCAAACAAAAACAAAUCCUCUGAGGCUCAGAGGCAGAAUGCUCACCAAACAAUGUGGCUUUUAGAGCAGCGAGAGUGAGAAAGAGUGCAGCGGGCAUCUGAACAAAUGGCACUAGACAGGGAGACAGAGGGCUGCCAAAAGACGUGUCUGGUGCAGGAUGGCUGAAAGCACCACAGAGAUGUCUGUUUGUCCCUGAGAACAGAGGGUGGAAAGCACCACAGAGUUCUACAGACACAUCCAGAGGAUCGGCACUGAGGAGCUAUUACAGUAUCAGGAUAGGAGCCUACUCUUGGUCAUCUGGUCGUCUGGUCUGUAGGACGAAUGUUCAGGCCAGGCCAGCACUGACACACAGUAGAAGAAUGUACUGUAAUGAAGGGAAAGGGACGUGCAUACUGAACAUAA